CGGUUCUGUAUCUGGCUGAUUGUGAAAUAAUCUGUUGUGUACUGUACCGAGCAUGUGUUGCUGGUUAUUCCUCCUCGUCUGCUGCUAUUUGAGCUCUUGCAACGCCUUCUCUAUCUCCAAUCUCCCAUGCCUGGUAUCGAUACAUACUUCUGAAACGUCCCUUUACUUGCAAGCCAACCACGUUAGCCCGUCGAGUUGUAAUGUUUUGAACUAUUGCUGGUGGCUGUCUAUCUCUUGUUUAGUUACCCCUCCAUCCUCCAGUCGCUCAUUUGUCCUCCUCCUACUGCUCCUCCUCCUCCACACACCUCCUCCGCCCGUCUGUACCGACCCGGGCAUCUUGGAGACUACUCGACAGUCUGCCACAGCACCCUCGAACCAAACCGAGAGCAGCAGUGCCCCGGCCCCGGCCCCGGCACCGACACCCCGAACCCGACGAGCCAACCUGUCUCUCCCCCGUGACCUCCCUGCCCGUCGCCAAGCUGGCUUCGACUCGCUCUCCGCUGCUUCUCCCUCUGCCCAUCCCGCAUCCUUGCUUGACACCUCCGCCCGAUCACGACCACCUGUGCCAUAUCGGGCUGCCGCCCUUGACCUUCUCCCCCAGGGUCAAGAUGGAAGAAGGGCAAGGCGGCCUGCCCCCGCCGCCAACCCUCGAACCGUUAUCGCGACCGAGCUCGACCUCGACCACUGCCUCCCUUUCCCACCAGCAGCUCCCGGGCAUCUCGUCGAUUGCUGCAGCAGCAGCCGCCGCCGCCGCCGCCAGUUCGACGUCGAGUCCGCCGCAGCAGAGAGCAGUGACGAGUACGCCGUCAACAAUGUACUCGACACCCGCGACGGCGCCAGCUGCGACAAGUGCUGGCCCAGGUGGGAAUCUGCCCGUCUGCCAGAAUUGUCAGACCUCCACCACUCCCCUCUGGCGUCGCGAUGAGUCCGGCGCCGUCCUCUGCAAUGCCUGCGGCCUGUUCCUCAAGCUGCACGGCCGGCCUAGGCCCAUCUCCCUCAAGACAGACGUUAUCAAGAGCCGCAACCGUGUCAAGACAAUGCGCCCUGGCAUGGAUAUGAAGAAGAAGAACGCUGCUGCCGCUGCCCUCGGCGUCCGCCGCACCUCUCAGAAGGCGGGCAAUGGCCACAUCGACGAUACCAACUCCCCGAUCUCGCGAACCGCGACGCCCAACAUGUACGCCGGCCACAUGCUGUACCAUGGCCUCGACGAGCACCACCUACAGCAGCCCUUGUCUGGUUUCGGGGUCCCAGGUGGAGGCAACGGUCGCGUUCCCUCACCCAUGAACGGCGAGGGCGUGCCACAAACACCCGAAGAGCUCCUCGCCCUGAACUCAGGCCUGAAGACCCGUAUCGACGAGCUGGAAGUCAUCAACGACCUGAUCCAGCGCCGCCUUCAACACUACGAGACCUACGGCGCAGGCGCAGGCCCAGCUGCCGGCAACGGCCUCGACGGUCACGAUGUUUCCCAGGCCGAGGCCCAGCUGCGUGCCCAGGUCGACGCGCUCUCAGCAUCGGAAGCCCAGCUUCGCUCCCAGCUUGACGAAAGCCACCGACGAGAGAACAGCAUGAAGCGACGACUAGAUGAGAUGGAGCUGGAGCUGAAGGAGGCGAAGGAGUCGCUCGAGUUCCACGACAAUGGCCGCGCAAAGAAGAUGCGCAUGACUGAGACCACCGAUCCAGUCUCCGCCUUGAAGGAUGAUCUCCUGGCAGAGGCGCCUGCGGAUGCCACGGCAGAUAUACCAACAGAUCUUCCUGCAGAUGUUGCGCAAGAAAUUGCGCCCGAGCUUGCAACGGAGCCUGCGCCCGAGCCCGCCCCUGAGGCCGCCACCGAGCCUGCACCCGAGCCUCCGACGGAGGCUGCUAUCGAAGGCGCAACUGAAGCUGUUCCCGAAGCUGUCAGUGAUGCCCCUGUUCAGGCGGCCCAAGAGGCGCCGCCGGAAGCACAAACAGAAGCUGCCAUGGAGGCCCCCAUGGAGGCCCCCAUGGAGACGACCACGGAGACGACCGCGGAAGUGCCUGCGUCGACAGGGGACCCCGCAGAGGCUCUGCAGGCCGCUUCAUAACUGCUCAGGUUUGCUUUGCUGGUAGUUGCUCCACGCGAUCUUGUGACGUCGAUUGCAGAACGAGAUCUGUACAUCGAAUCACGACUCACUUACUCCACUACUGCGCGCCACCUUGGCGGGUCGCGGCAGCACUCGUGCCAAGGUCGAGGCUGCUCACGACCACUGCUGUACCAGUGUCUUAUGGUUUAGCCUCAUACAUGCAGCUUGAUGGUUUUUGGCGUUGAUAACGAGGGACGGACUGGGUAGACCGUAAUUCUGAGGUGUCUUUACCCUGUGCCAUUUUCUGGUAGCUUCUGAGUUCGAGGCGGGAGUCAGUGGUACGCCUGACAUGACAGUGUAUUGUGGAGUUGUAGGAGUAUCUCAUUAUUCACAGCCUCCACUUAGAUCAUGGCAAUGGAAACCAAAAGUUUAUUUGAA
Diaporthe batatas is the source of this 2480-nucleotide messenger RNA. RefSeq lists its product as uncharacterized. NCBI's taxonomy places the organism in Eukaryota, Fungi, Ascomycota, Sordariomycetes, Diaporthales, Diaporthaceae. The coding region runs from base 609 to 2063 and encodes 484 amino acids. Gene Ontology annotation, molecular function: RNA polymerase II cis-regulatory region sequence-specific DNA binding; zinc ion binding; DNA-binding transcription factor activity, RNA polymerase II-specific. The transcript is spliced from 4 exons. Gene Ontology annotation, biological process: positive regulation of transcription by RNA polymerase II; negative regulation of transcription by RNA polymerase II. The record is from RefSeq and is a predicted model, not a curated record.